AUGGUAGGGAAUCUUGGGAUGAUCAUAAUCAUCAAAACGAACCCCAAACUGCACACCCCAGUGUACUUUUUCCUCAGCCACCUCGUGUCUGUGGAUUUCUGCUAUUCCUCUACCAUUGCCCCCAAGACUCUGGUGAACCUAGUGGUCAAAGACAGAACCAUCUCAUUUUCAGGAUGUGCAGUACAAUUCUUUUUUAUUUGUGCCUUUGUGGUGGCUGAAUCUUUGUUAUUAGCUGUGAUGGCAUAUGACCGCUUUGUGGCUGUUUGUAACCCUCUGCUCUACACAGUUGUCAUCUCCCAGAAACUCUGUGCCAUGCUGGUGGUGGGUUCAUAUGCGUGGGGAGUGGCAUGUUCCUUGAUACUCACAUGCUAUGUUUUAAAAUUAUCUUUUCAUGGCUUCAACACAAUCAACCACUUUUUCUGCGAGUCCUCCUCACUGCUCUCCCUCUCUUGCUCUGACACUUUUAUCAACCAGUUACUUCUUUUCAUUUUUGCCACCUUUAAUGAGAUAAGCACACUGCUCAUCAUCCUCACGUCUUACGUGUUCAUUGUUGUCACCAUCCUCAAGAUGCGCUCAGCCAGUGGGCGCCGCAAAGCCUUCUCCACCUGUGCCUCCCACCUGACCGCCAUCACCAUCUUCCACGGGACCAUCCUCUUCCUCUACUGUGUGCCCAACUCCAAAAACUCCAGACACACAGUCAAAGUGGCCACAGAUUAG
Molecule: messenger RNA, 717 nt
Organism: Galeopterus variegatus (Sunda flying lemur)
Lineage: Eukaryota; Metazoa; Chordata; Mammalia; Dermoptera; Cynocephalidae
Product: olfactory receptor 5D18-like
Exons: 1
Coding region: 1-717 (238 amino acids)
Biological process (GO): sensory perception of smell; G protein-coupled receptor signaling pathway
Cellular component (GO): membrane
Molecular function (GO): odorant binding; olfactory receptor activity; G protein-coupled receptor activity
Source: RefSeq, a predicted model, not a curated record